AUGUCCACCACCCAGAACUACACUAUCGAGGUCUACAAUUACAGUGGCCAGCCACGUAAUUACCUUUUGUUCCAAACCGUUCCCGUUCCCUCUGGCCAGCCAGAUGUCUUUGCCAACGUCUACCAGUCCUCUGGCAUUAUCGAGAGUGGUGACUACUCCCAGGCCACCUUCGAGAUGACCAACGAGUUCUUCGCCGUCCUGGGAACGGCCCCUACCCCCCUUGGUGACCAUGUCAAGGUGACUACAGGUGCUGCCAACCAGGUGACUCUUUCGAGUGGCGAGACUCCCCCAGAGCAGCCCGGCACCAUGUGUGUCCUCUCCACGACCGAGGGACUAUAUCCAAAGUGGGUGGAUGUCACCCAGACUCAGAAUCAGGAGCCCAAUGCCUACGGUAUCUCCUGUGAUGGAACAUUCGAGUAUCCUACCGAGACCAAUAUCUUUAUUGGCAUGGGGGCCAGAGACCCUGUCACUCAGGGCAUCACUCCCGUAGCCACGGUGCCUGCUAACCCCAACUACAACUUCUACUUCCAGCCUGUCGUCAAAUACUACAUUGGUACAGGUGACUUCGAUGCCGGAACCGUCGUCAACAUCACAGAGAUCGGACCCGUUCUCACUGUAGAUUUCACUCAAAGCACCGAAAACUCGGUUGUCUUCACCCAGGGCCCCAACAACGAAUAUACUCCCGGUGGUCCUAGCAGCGAUGCUGCCAAAAAAGGCGUGGAGAGGAAGUAG
This is a messenger RNA of Aspergillus clavatus NRRL 1, 732 nucleotides long. RefSeq lists its product as uncharacterized. The record is from RefSeq and is a predicted model, not a curated record. Lineage: Eukaryota; Fungi; Ascomycota; Eurotiomycetes; Eurotiales; Aspergillaceae. Bases 1 to 732 code for a protein of 243 amino acids. The transcript is spliced from 2 exons.